This is a messenger RNA of Parnassius apollo (apollo), 1968 nucleotides long. The record is from the annotation of a GenBank genome assembly. NCBI's taxonomy places the organism in Eukaryota, Metazoa, Arthropoda, Insecta, Lepidoptera, Papilionidae.
AUGCGACGUCAUUUGUUUGAUAUGUUAUCUCGAGGUGUAUUAGAACUUUUCCCAUCAACUAACACCGCAAGAAGAGCUGGCCAGCCACCAGCAAAUUUGUUCCUUAAUAUACUAGCAAAGAAAGAAAAAUGUAAAAUUAAGGAUGCCGAAAAGAAAAGAAACAAAAGGUCUCAAAAGACACAGUCUCAAGAAACUGAAAGUCAAAACGUUAAUUACAAGAAAAUCAUUGAAUACCCCACAUUUACAGAUAAUACGCAGAUAUUUGAAAGUCCUACGUCUACAAGUAGUACGCAGAUAUCUGAAAGUCCAGCGUUUACAGAAAAACCAAUUCCUACAUUAAGACAUGCCAACGACGAACAUACUGGGUCCGGCCAAGCCAAACGUAGAAGAAAAAAUACUGAUUACACACAGACUAAGCAAAUACGAAAUACUGAGAGCCACAGGGCCACUCGUCAGAUUCCCGUCAUUAUACAGGCAGAGCAACAACGCAACACGCAGGCUCAUCGUUUAGCUCGUGAAAACCCUAUCUUCCGGGAUACAGAACAGCAGCGAGACACGCAGGCUCACCGUGAAGCUCGAGAAAACCCUAUCUUCCGGGAUACAGAACAGCAGCGAAAUACGCAUGCUCACCGCAUAGCUCGGAAAAAGCCAGUCUUCCGUGAUAUAGAGCAACGGCGUGAUACCCAGGCUCGCCAAAUAGCUCGCGAAGAUCCACAUUAUUCACAAAUUGAACGAGCUAGGGACACCAGAGCUCGACAAUCGGCGCGUUGUAAUUCUAUUAAUGAUUGGCAUAAUGUUAAACGAAAAUAUUUUGAUAACACCAAGGAAGGAUACAAUCAUCCUUGUUCAUGUUGUGGUAGAUUAUGGCACAAAAAUUCUGUAAGGAAACUAAUAAAGCAUUCUAUUUCGACUAAAUAUAAUGCAGAAUUCGCGUUAAGUGUAUUUAAUUUAAAUCCUUGUGAUGAAUCUGCUGAGUUUUGCUGUACGUGUGCUAAAUAUAUAACUCAAGGGCGAAUGCCACGAUUGGCAAUAGCUAAUGGAUUGAAGUUUCCAGAUAUUCCGGAUGUUUUGAAUGAAUUAACUUCAAUGGAGGAGAGAUUACAUAGAGGAUCGCCUCAUGCUCAUAUGAUGUUAUGGUUAGACGAAGCGCCCACUUUUGAACCCGGUGAUACAGCAUCUGCUCGUGAUAUUUCCAAAUUUGUUGACAAUAUUAUUUCCUGUAACAGCACUGAAGUACCUGAUAAACUUAGACGUCUACAACUACAUAAACAUACACAUACAUGCCGGCCAACACCAGAUAGACUGUGUCGCUUUGAAAUGCCAUUUUUCCCCAUGGAUAAAACAAAAGUAUUAAUAGAACUUUCAAAAGACGAUUUAGAGUUCAAAAAGUCAAAACAAUUGGCAAAAGACAUCUGCCAAAAAAUACAAAAUAUUCCUGCAGGAAUAUACACUUUCGUUGAUUUUUUGGACUGGAUUAGAGUUAGUUAUGAAGAUUACAUAUUGGCUAUUAGAAGCACCUUAAAACGACCUACGGUAGUCCUUCAACGCAGACCUCAGGAUGUAUUUAUUAAUCCUUUUAGUAAAAAAAUCUUAGCUUUGCACAAAGCAAACAUGGACAUCCAAUUCAUAUUAGACCCGUUUGCGUGCGCAGUAUAUAUUGUUGACUAUAUUAACAAGGCUGACCGAGGGAUGUCUCGUCUUUUGCGUGAAGCUUUGGACGAAGCUAAAAAAGAAAAUAAAAGUGUUAAAGAUUCAUUAAGAAUAGUAUCUAAUAUAUUCUUAAAUUCUAGUGAGAUCUCUGCUCAAGAGGCAAUCUAUGUACUGACUGGUUUACCAUUGUCACGAGCUAGUGAAGCUGCAAUGUACAUAAACACUAGUUUGCCACAAGAGCGAGUGCAUAUUUUAAAAAGUUACCUUGAAUUGCAAAGCCUCGAACCUGAUUCUUCCGAUAUAUUCCAAAGGCAUUAA